Molecule: messenger RNA, 372 nt
Organism: Caenorhabditis elegans
Lineage: Eukaryota; Metazoa; Nematoda; Chromadorea; Rhabditida; Rhabditidae
Gene: F56D6.12
Product: PIR protein
Exons: 1
Coding region: 1-372 (123 amino acids)
Source: RefSeq, marked reviewed
AUGUUCAUCACACGUGGGCUCAUUCUCAUCUCAUUGCUCUUCGUUUUCGUAAUGACAGAUGAUACCCACGAUAAAACCGUUUCAAAACUGAAGAAUGACUUUGACAAGAACACUGCCGACAGCAUUAAAAAUUUCAACGACGAGGCUGCCAAGAAUAAGAAGGAGCACGAAAAGAUCGCCGCUGAAAAUCAUAAAGAACACGAAGAAAUUAAAAAGAGCAUGUGGGAAAAGUUUUUGGCAUUCGGUACUGUCGUGGUUGUGGUCGUUUUUGUUGUGCCCAUUCUUCUUUCAAUUGGUGCAAGUGUCAUUACGUGUAUCCUGGUUCGUCGUUGCAAUCGGAAUAGUUAUGGUGGUUCAGAUGGAGGAUAUUGA